Molecule: messenger RNA, 3324 nt
Organism: Rhineura floridana
Lineage: Eukaryota; Metazoa; Chordata; Lepidosauria; Squamata; Rhineuridae
Gene: NCK2
Product: NCK adaptor protein 2
Exons: 5
Coding region: 913-2055 (380 amino acids)
Biological process (GO): positive regulation of translation in response to endoplasmic reticulum stress; positive regulation of endoplasmic reticulum stress-induced intrinsic apoptotic signaling pathway; negative regulation of endoplasmic reticulum stress-induced eIF2 alpha phosphorylation
Molecular function (GO): protein binding
Source: RefSeq, a predicted model, not a curated record
CCUUCCCUUCCAAAAUGUAGAGGCGCAUAGGUGUGAGAAGACAAGCAUGGGGGAAGACUGCAGUUUUUGUAUCGUCCUCUCCAAAAAUUGUUUUCUUUCCUUGGCUUUUUCUUUCCUACCCGACGGCGAGGGGAGGAAAACAGGAAUUAAGAAAAGGUUGCAGCGGGAGAUCCCCCCAGGAUACGGAAAAGGAAGCCAGAGGAGAGGAGUGGAUAUUCGUGGGUCUUCCAUCACCGCCUUUCCUUUACGCGAUCCCGGCAGCACGAAGGGAAGGGGCAGUCAAGGGAAGAAGAAGGAGGACGACGACGACAAGAAGAAGAAGAGGGAGGGAACUGCCUGCCUGUGUAGAGGGGGAGGGGCCCGGAGCUGUUGCCGAAGCUAAGCGGAGAGGAGCGGCGGCAGGAGCACUGGGGCCUUGGACACGUCGAGCCGGGAGGGGGAGUGAGAAACCCGUAAAGGAAGCGGGGAGAGGCCGGCGGCCCCUCAGGAGAACGCGGCCCGAUAGCGUCCGGCCGCUGGGCGAAGGGAAGAGAUAGAAGGAAGGAAGAAGCCACGAGCAGAGUAGGCAGGCAGCCGGGCGGGGGAGAGAGAGAGCAGCAGCCGCUGCCGCCGCCGAGACAAAGAGCGGAGCCCGCCGGGAAAGAAACCCACUCCUCUGCCCUCUCCUUUCCGCCUCCUCCUCCUGCCAUUAUUAAUCCGCUUCCCCCACUCCCCGGGCCGGAGAGUUCCAAAGCCCCCAAGAGGAUUCCACGCAAGACCGUCGCCGCCUGGUCUGUUCUUCACAAGCCAGGUAGGAAAGGAGGGAGAGAAAGAAAAAAGAGCGAGCGAAAUCUUGCAAGGCUAUCUUUGCUCAAGAGACUUAACUUUCAGUGUCUGGAUCCUGAAUUGUGCCAAAGAGGGACUCCAUGAAAGAUGACAGAAGAAGUUAUUGUUAUAGCAAAGUGGGAUUACACUGCACAACAGGAUCAAGAACUUGACAUAAAGAAGAAUGAACGCCUCUGGCUGUUAGAUGAUUCCAAAACAUGGUGGAGGGUAAGAAAUGCGGCCAACAAAACAGGAUAUGUGCCAUCCAAUUAUGUUGAGAGGAAGAACAGCUUGAAGAAGGGUUCCUUGGUUAAAAAUCUGAAAGAUACAUUGGGUUUGGGUAAAACAAAGCGGAAGACAAGUGCCAGAGACGCCUCACCAACCCCUAGUACUGAUGCAGAAUACCCAUCUAAUGGUAGCAGUGCUGAUCGGAUUUAUGAUCUGAACAUCCCAGCAUAUGUUAAAUUUGCCUAUGUAGCAGAAAGGGAAGAUGAAUUAUCUCUUGUGAAAGGAUCUCGAGUCAUUGUUAUGGAAAAGUGCAGUGAUGGCUGGUGGAGAGGGAGUUACAAUGGACAAAUUGGCUGGUUUCCCUCAAACUAUGUAGUAGAGGAAGUUGAGGAAGCAACCGCCGAUUCACCAAGUUUUCUAAGCUUGAGGAAGGGAGCAUCCAUGAGUAAUGGCCAAGCCAUGAAAGUACUUCACGUUGUUCAGACAUUAUAUCCAUUCAGUUCUGUCACAGAAGAAGAGCUCAACUUUGAAAAAGGUGAAACCAUGGAAGUCAUAGAGAAACCUGAAAAUGACCCAGAAUGGUGGAAAUGUAAAAAUUCCCGAGGGCAAAUCGGUCUAGUUCCAAAAAACUAUGUAGUAAUCUUAAGUGAUGGUCCUAUGAUUAACACUUCCCACCCACCUCCGAUAAGCUACACAGGGCCCUCUUCUACAGGACGGUUUGCAGGAAGAGAAUGGUAUUACGGGAAUGUUACUCGGCACCAGGCAGAAUGUGCUCUAAAUGAAAGGGGAGUGGAAGGGGACUUCCUCGUCAGAGACAGUGAAUCUUCGCCCAGUGACUUUUCAGUAUCUCUAAAGGCAUCAGGGAAGAAUAAACAUUUCAAGGUGCAGCUGGUGGACAAUGUCUAUUGCAUUGGACAGCGUCGAUUUAAUACUAUGGAUGAGUUGGUGGAACACUACAAAAAGGCUCCUAUCUUCACCAGUGAACAUGGGGAAAAGUUAUAUCUUGUCAAAGCACUUCAGUGACGUUGAAGAUGGACUAGGCCUGUUGGGGCCUCAUAACUUACAAGCCUUAGGUCCUAAAAUCACUUUUAUAGAGCAGAGCAGUCUACACCAGUCUGAGACAGUCUUCAGAGAAUGACCUCUUUCUAAAGUAUUUGCUCUGUUGGUUAUAUUCUUACUCUUUCCCCUACUUUUUUUGUUUGCCUACUUAGUCUUUUUCAAAGUUUGUUUGUUUCAUGUCCCCUCAGGUUGAGAAUUUCACUUCAGUGGCCAUUGCAAGCACUCGUUUUCUUUCCAGGCUUCUAAACUCCUCUCUUCUGUGUACGUUUACAUAGUUAGUUCAUAUAAACAAGAGGUGUUCUCAAUUCAAAACAGUGUUAAAUUGUUCAGAUAGCUCCUAGUAGCAGAACUCAUCAAUAAGAGACUGGGCACAGUUUGAAUGCACUGAACCUGCAGCUAACUAAGUGAAAUAUAGUAGAUAAAACAGUUGUGGCUGUGAGUUCUGUAGCUAUUUUGCUUACCAAGUAGUAUAUUCCAGGAGUUCCUAGUUUCUAGAACACUCUUUACACUCUCUACCCAACUAUUACAUUGCCUCCUAGACUCUUUGUGAAGAGUACACUAACUAAAACAUUUUAUAAUAGUAUUUCUUAAACUACUACGAUAAAAUUGUAGUGAAAGAAAACUAUCUAGCGUACUUUGACAUGUAAUUGCAACAGAGAUGUUUCACUGAAAGUUGAUUACUUAGAGAAUCAUUGAAUUGUAAUGGUUGAAUGUUUUGGUAAUCUACAACCAAAUGUGCCAUCUGCAUAAUGCUUUCUCUUCUUGCCCUUCUGCUUGUUUGAAUUAAACAAUUAUGUAUUUAAUUCUUAAAGUAAUAUGUAUCUGUAGCUGAUUGACACUAAUACAGAAGUUUAAUAAACAUAACUAAUUAUGGGCGGGUGGGGCUUCCAACACAUACAUGCAUACGUAUUGUGUGUUUUUUUUAUAUAUAUAUAUAUAUAUAUAUAUAUGUAUGUAUGUAUGUAUGUAUAUGUGUAUAUAUAUAUGCACGCACGCAAUACAGAAAAAAUCAGGGUUUACAAACAGUAAUGUGAUUGGUAGUAAGACACACAGAAUGUUAUAUGAAGAAAAUGCAUAUUUUCUUUUUCUUUACUUUUAACCUUCGUAUGGUUUUAAAUAUAGUGUUGAUGGCACAUUCCUGAAAAAAUGUUUGGGGGGGGGAGGACCUUGAUGAUCCCAGAAACUUGCAUACCCAGCUUUUUGGAUAUUGUAAUAAAAAAGGUAUCAUGUGAA